AUGCUGCACUACAAUGUGGGAAACGUAUCCAAAGUCGCUGGGUCAACUGCAAAGAAGCCGGCGACGACCAUCGACGCAGGCGCUACACCAGUCAAGAGAGUUCCGAGAAAGCUCAAUGCCACGAGUGCUUCUGCUCCUGGUACUACGAAAGGAGCAUCAGCCGCGACGUCGACGCCUGUGAAGAAGCCAACAGCUACUGUUACAGCCAACAAAGCUGCGUCUACUACCACAUCUGCGAAAAAGGCACCGGUCACAGCAACCAAGACACCGAUCAGUGAAGCUUCAAAGCCCGCACGUACCCGCAUACCUCUUGGAACCACAAAGCCACUGCCAGUUAGGAAGAACCCGACUACAAGCACCUCAACUUCUAAGCCCGUGAGUGCUGCUAGUAAGACAACGAUAUCCGGGCCUGCCAAGGGCACUACAGGCGCAGUCUCAUCUGCUACAGCGAAAUCUACAUCCACAAAAGCCACCCCAGCGAAAGCUGUGCCCGUCAAGAAGACGCCAGCCAAGGUGAACCCAGAUGGUACCACACCCACCAAAGUGAAUAUAGAUGGUACCUACCCAACUCCUCUUUCCGUAAUACUAGCUCAUCCCGCACCAGGCCAACCCACACCCCAAUCUACCAUAGCAGCGAAGAAGCAGCCCGGUGUGGUUGGAAAGGGUAUCAACACUGCUACAGGCACUCUGAACAAGACUAUUGGUACGACCACAGGGGGAUUGAACACAAUCACUGAUUCGGCGACCACUGGCGUGAACGGCACAGUUACCGGGGUGACUGGAUACGCUGGCAAGGGGCUUGACAAGUUACCUGGCGGUGUUGGGAAGCCAGUGAAGCACGUGACAGACAAUGUAGGUAAGACGGCGACAGGCGCAGUGGACAACGCGUACUACACUGUAGGUUCGGCGACCAAGGGAGUGCAGGGUACUGUGAGCAAGACUACUGGUGCUCUCGGGAAAGGAGAUAUCAAGGGUACCGUGGCCGGGGCGACCAGCGGAGUCGGCAAUACUGUCACAGGAGUUGGCAAGGGCGUAGGAAAUACAGUUGGAGACGGACUUGCAGGCUUGGGAAACACGGUUGGAGGCCCCGUCGGCGGUGUUGUAGGCAAUGUAGGUAAGGGUGCCAACAAUGCCGUUGGAGGCAUUACCAGCGGACUAGGGGACGGUGUAAGCAAACUCGGCCGCGGGGACGUAAUUGGCGGGGUGGGAAGCACGCUCGGAGGAGUUGGAAAGGGCCUUGGUGGGCUCCUAGGGGGAAUCACGGGGUAUGGAGAGAACGAAAAAACGACAUGA
Pyrenophora tritici-repentis Pt-1C-BFP is the source of this 1293-nucleotide messenger RNA. The record is from RefSeq and is a predicted model, not a curated record. NCBI's taxonomy places the organism in Eukaryota, Fungi, Ascomycota, Dothideomycetes, Pleosporales, Pleosporaceae.